AUUCAUUACAUGGUAAACCAAUGCCCUUGCUUCACUGGGCUGGGCUCUCUGGAAGGUGUGCUGCUGCCUGGGCUGCUGGAAGAACACUCACCGGCGUGGGAAGAAACGACUUGCCACUGACCGACCUGGGCUUCUAGAGACCUUUCUCUGGACUGGGAAGGACUUGGAUAUUAACUGGAAAUACCUCAAGAAGAUUCAAGAAGCUGUAGAGGUGAAUAAAUCCGUGAAGGACCAGUAUGGGAAUCCUAUACUCUGAGCCCAUCUGCCAGGCUGCCUAUCAGAAUGACCUGGGUCAAGUGUGGCGGUGGGUGAGGGAAGACCGCAGCUAUAUCAACAUCCAAGACGGCUUUAAUGGAGACACCCCCUUGAUCUGUGCUUGUAGGCGGGGGCACAUGAGAAUCAUUUCCUUCCUUCUGAGAAGGAAUGCUGAUGUGAAUCUCAAAAACCAGAAACAGAGAACCUGCUUGCAUUAUGCUGUGAAGAAAAGAUUUACCUUCUUUGAUUAUCUACUCAUUAUCCUCUUAAUGCCUGUCCUUCUUAUUGGGUAUUUCCUCAUGGUGUCAAAGACGAAGCAGAAUGAGGCUCUUGUACGAAUGCUGCUUAAUGCUGGUGUUGACGUUAAUGCCAUAGACUGUUAUGGCUGCACGGCACUACACUAUGCCUGUGAAAUGAAAAACCAGACGCUCAUUCCUCUGCUCCUUGAAGCCCAUGCAAACCCCAUGAUAAAGAAUAAGGAUGGUGAGACUUCCCUGGAUAUUGCACAGAGAUUAAAAUUUUCCCAGAUUGAAUUAAUGCUAAGGAAAGCAUCAUAAUCUUUGCGAUCUCAUAUGAAGAAGUAGUAAAAGGCCUGGAUUGUGUCUCAAUCUUGGACUAUGGGUCUGCAGACCAUUCACUCUGGGGACCCCCAUGGUACGGGGAUAAGGUUGGUUGCCAUGGGUAACAUUUUUGAAGAGCUUUGUAUUUCCAAUGUUUUUUGCUCAGUGGAGUUCAUCGUGGUCACAAUCCUUCUGGGGGAGACACUAAAGAUGUUGGACUCUCCAUAUCAGUAAAAAAAAGGUGAUAUUUCAAAGUCAAUCUCUCCUGAAGGAAAGGAUCAGUGUUCUUCUCUCUUUUGGCUGUCCCGUCCAUAUCCUGCCCCAAGAAACAAACUGUUCCUCUGAGGCUCCUUUGAGUAAUAAGACGAAGAAUCAAGCAGAUAUAUUCGUACAGAAUGGUAUAUGUAUGUGUGUAGGUUUAGAGAUUUAUAUGUAAGUAUUCCAUCUUCAACAAAAUCAUGUAUCAGUUGUCAACAACAAAUAUUGGCAAAUGCUUCAAGUCAGCUUUUUUUUUUUUUCCCUUACAAAGAGCCACUGUAUCAGCACAUCUCGAGAUGUUUUGCUAUCAAUGUACAAAUUAGAGCCGUCUUGAUUUCAAACAUGAUUAUGUGACUAUCAAGUUGUUUGUUCAAAAAUAUUUUUAUGAUUCUCUUGUGAAUGCAGGGCAGUUACUAAUCUUGUUAGUGCAUUUUUUAUUGAUAAAAUUAAAAUAUUGUAAAUUAUUUGAAUAAAAGAAUUCUUUACAAGAAAGAACUAUGUGAUGAGGUGGCGUCUGGAUUAAACUUCUAGAGGAGAGAUAGUGAACAUUGAAAGAUCUGUCUCAAGUUCUUUGUCAGUGAGACAGAACAGAAAUAAGCAUAUUUAAAAAUGAUUGAAUUUUGCAAAGCAAGACUGCAUCUUGGUUAUUUUUAGCCAUGGACUACACAGCAUGUAGUAACAAAUGCAGUCUAAGAAUGAAAGAUUUACCAUCUCCAAACAGAACAAAGGUCUAAUAAAAAAAUAAAAUCCAGGAAAAUUCAUUGAACUUUGCACAGUACCUUAAGCACAUACUUCUUGAGGGAAGUAGUUGUGUGUAGAUAUAGAUUCUGAAGACCUUAAAUCUCUUACUACAUUAUCUAAGAUCUAUUCACAUUGAACUGAGUUAUAAGGUGACUCUGAAGAUUUAAAAAUAAAAAAGUGAAACUUCCAACAAAUUGCCAGUAUGCUUUCAGUUUGGUGCCAGAGUUCUGCAAAAUCACCAUACCAUGUAAUUCAUAACUGUUUUUUUUUGAAACUGUGUGAAAAUUGAACAAUUUUCUAAAGAAAUAAAUUCAGACUUAUAAACGAGUUACUUUGCCAACAAAGGUCCGUCUAGUCAAGGCUAU
Molecule: messenger RNA, 2179 nt
Organism: Bubalus bubalis (water buffalo)
Lineage: Eukaryota; Metazoa; Chordata; Mammalia; Artiodactyla; Bovidae
Gene: ANKRD22
Product: ankyrin repeat domain 22
Exons: 6
Coding region: 237-812 (191 amino acids)
Molecular function (GO): protein binding
Source: RefSeq, a predicted model, not a curated record